CUUGCAAAAAUCCUGAGAUAUUUAAGGGUAUCAGGAGGCAGAAUUGCCAGUCUCAGACUGCACAACUAAACUCCAAGCCUCAACACUCCGAACAAAUAAUGGCAAUCAAGAACAACCUCUCCAACAACCGUGAGCUAACCAUCGAAGAGUUCAAGGAGUGGUUAAAGAAGUUCGACACUGACAAGGACGGGCGAAUCAGCAGAGAUGAGCUGCGAAAGGCCAUCCGUAGCAGAGGGGGGCGGUUCACCACAUGGAAGAGCAUCCGCGGCAUUCGUCAGGCCGAUACUAACCGUAACGGGUACAUCGAUGAUGCAGAGAUCGAGAACCUUGUUGCCUUCGCUCAGAAAAACAUGGGUCUCAAGAUAGCUGCAUAUUAGCUUCAUGACUAGUAUAGUUUGGUCAGGUUUGGCUGGUUGUUAGUACACAUCUAUGCAAAGUUUGGCUUGUGAUAUUAGGGAGUCUGCUUCUCUUCUUAGGUUGUAACAUCUGAGCAACUGCAAUGUUUUUGUCAGUGUUUGCAAGUGGUACUCAGAUAUAAAGAAUGGUUUAUUCUGGCUGCUGUGCUGUAAUAUAAAUCAGUAAUACAUAGUUAAGAGAGAAAGCUAAUUGAAAGGAAAAAAAAGUUUCAGAACAGUUCAGCAUUAAUAGAAUAGAAGGUAAUUUUCUCCAAUACUUCCCAUCUAUUUUGAUUAAAGAAGGCACCAGCUCAACCCCAAAAAUUGAAACUCAGAUUUCAUCGCUUAGGAAACUACAAAAUCAGACAAAUCUCUGGAAGAACCUUUGGACUGUGUCUUUACAACAUAGAAAAACAGGGAUCGGAUGGCAUAUUUACAUUGGAAUGAUAUCCAGACUUGGCAAAAUAGGGAGGGGGAAAAAAAAAAAACACUUGCUGACC
Ananas comosus (pineapple) is the source of this 895-nucleotide messenger RNA. RefSeq names its product calmodulin-1-like. Lineage: Eukaryota; Viridiplantae; Streptophyta; Magnoliopsida; Poales; Bromeliaceae. The record is from RefSeq and is a predicted model, not a curated record. The transcript has a single exon. Gene Ontology annotation, molecular function: calcium ion binding; enzyme regulator activity. The coding region runs from base 99 to 377 and encodes 92 amino acids.